Molecule: messenger RNA, 2529 nt
Organism: Aspergillus tanneri
Lineage: Eukaryota; Fungi; Ascomycota; Eurotiomycetes; Eurotiales; Aspergillaceae
Exons: 6
Coding region: 1-2529 (842 amino acids)
Biological process (GO): long-chain fatty acid biosynthetic process
Cellular component (GO): fatty acid synthase complex
Molecular function (GO): S-adenosylmethionine-dependent methyltransferase activity; acyltransferase activity
Source: RefSeq, a predicted model, not a curated record
AUGUCUCUUCAACCAACGUCGACUGAGGUUGGUACCAUGUACGACCAAUAUACCAGCCACUUCACAGCUGUGCUGGGAGGAUAUAUCCAUGCUGGUUAUUGGGAUGACCCUGGAAGACAGGACACAAUAGAGGUAGCAACUGAGCGGUUGACUCGUGAAAUCGGCGAGCGACUCUCCUCUGCCCGAGGUCAGCGCAUUCUCGACGUCGGUUGCGGCACUGGUAAAUCGGCGGUACAAAUCGCCACAGCCCACGAUGUUCACAUUACCGGCAUAACUGUCAGCAACCACCAAAUUGAACUUGCUCAAUCUCAGUACAAAAGCAACACGAAAGCUGGACAAGUCCAUUUCCAGUUCGCCAAUGCCAUGGACCUCCCGUUUGCCGAUGCCUCCUUUGACGGCGCUUACGCCAUCGAGUCUCUGGUGCAUAUGGACGAUAGACGCGCUGCCCUUGCGAAUAUCGCAAGGGUGCUUCGUCCUGGUGGCCGACUAGCUAUUGCAGACCUAUUUCUCGAUGCUGGCUGCCCCAAUCCCGAGGUGAUAGCGCGCUUCCGCGAAUUCUUUCAGGUCCCACCCAUGCCCUCCGGCGGUGACCUCAAAGAUUUCCUGCACGAGACGGGCUUCAAGGUCAUUGAAUUCACCGACAUUCGAGAUAACAUCCGGCCUAUCUACAAAUUCCCUGGGCUCUCCCUCGAGGGUGAAGUUGGCGAAAAGAUUCUUGAAAUUGCGCAAAGUGCCAACUCUGCCAUUGAAGACGCUGCCCUUCUGAGCAGUCUUUUGUAUAAAUGUGUAGCAGGAAAGGCGAAGUCUUUUCAGCCGACAGAUUAUGAUAUUGACCGAGCUCUCCACAAGUGCAAAAGCAUGCCUAUUUCGCGCGUCACAAGGAGCUACAAAGCCGGAAAGUAUUUGGCGGGCUUUACCACCGGAGAUGGACUAUUAAAGCGAGCGCUGGAGACAGUGUUCCACCGCUGGUCUUCCGAAGGGUGGGCCGACUAUCUAUCCAUCUGCGGCGCCGUGAUCGGAUGGACACGCAGUACUUCACUCAUGAACCACAACGACUUGGUUGCCGAGGGCAUCGAGCGGCAUAGCGUGAGGACCUUCUCCACGGAGGAAAUGGCGCACGGAUUGCUCGGUCUCAUGGCCGGAUCCAUGCUGGAGUUUUGCCACGAUGAGCCGUUUAUGCGGAUCUGGGCGGGGGGACGUCCGAAAUCCCUCGCAUUGGAGUCGUGCUUGGAGGCCGAUGGCGCCGGCAUCCCCAUCGCAGAGGGGUCCCCCUUGACGGCGAAGUGGAUGCCUCAUGUGUGGCUGGACUUCCCUCGCGAGCUGAGCCACCAGUCUGAGAUUGCCUCAUUCUCACCGCAAAUGGAUGGCAUGGUGGAUCUCGACCGGGUGGUGGUGGUGACGGGAUUUGGUGAAGUCGGGCCCUGGGGCAGUUCGAGGGCCAGAUGGGAGAUGGAGGCCUACGGCGGGCUUUCGCACCAGGGAUGCAUUGAGAUGGCCUGGAUGAUGGGUUUGGUUCGAUACACAGAACAGACAACCGGCGAUGGGCAGUCGUUCUCAGGCUGGGUGGACGCGCGAACCGGCGAAUUAGUGGCCGACGUCGCGAUCAAAGAAGUCUACGAAGAGCGGAUUCUGGCCCAGUCCGGCAUCCGUCUGAUCGAGCCGGAGACCCGGCGCUGCGAGGUCCUGACUAUGACCCGCCUCGCCCUCGAUCUUGGUCUGCCCAUUUGCGGCAUCAUUGCCUUCGCGGGCACCGCCAGCGACAAAGCGGGUCGGUCCGUGCCGGCUCCCGGCCAGGGGAUGCUGGUGCACGCGCGGCAAAUCCCCGGCUCCAUGCCCUCUCCUCUGCUCAGCCUGGACAACCGAAGGAAGCGGCCUCUGUUUCGCAAACGCCAGAUUGCCGAGUCGUAUCGAGAGGAGCGGGACGCGACCUUUGCGCUGGGAAACGCCUUCUGGAACAACGAUCCGCAUGUGGCUCCCCUGCGUGGAUCCUUGGCCACCUGGGGCCUCUCCAUCGAUGACCUGGAUGUAGCCUCCUUCACGGCACUUCGACCGUCGAUCGCGACGAAGGCCCAUCUUGGGGUUCUACCAGAAGAGUCUAACAGGACACCCCCUGGGGCGGCCGGCGGGUGGAUGGUCAACGGGGCCUUGCAGAUGCUGGACACGGGGCUGGUGUUAGGGAAUCUCAACCCGGAUAACAUCGAUCCGCAGAUGCAAGAGGCUGAUCUGAUAGCCUUCCUGAACCAACCGAUCCAGACCACCGGACUCAAGGCGGUUUCGGUGAGUUCGUUUGGCUUCGGACAGAAGAACGCCCAGGCGCUGUGCGUGCAUCCACGGUAUCUGUUUGCUACGAUCUCGCAGGAGGCGUACGGGUUGUAUCUCGCGAAACGAAGGGUCCGCCAAAAGCAGGCUGAUCGUUAUUACUAUCGGGGGUUUUUGUAUAAUUCGCUGCUGGAGACCAAAGACAAGCCCCCUUACCGGGGAGAGCAGGAGAGGAACUUUCUGCUUGAUCCAUUGGCCCGAUGUGUUUGA